ACAUUCCCAUGGCUUAUUAUUGAUGAUCAGUAAUCACAGAGCCAGAGGAGGGGACCUCACCUGGCAAGCAGAAAACAUCAAGGACUUUGCAGUCAUCUCCAAUGUGACAAGCCAACAAAACAAUUGGAUGAUAGUUAUUAUUAUAACGUCACAUCUAUCCACUCCCAUUCUACUACUCCAAGUGAAGCAAUAGACUCUGGGAUCAUCGUGUCCAAAGAUACUCCACAGCUUCCAGCAUCUGCUCAGAGCUACCGAAAUACACAUCCGUGACCUAGGCAAUGGCAUCUUCACAUAGCUGCUCAGAUGUGAAAAUUUGCCAGGCUGAAUCCCAUACAGAGCCAGAAGCAAAAUGCCCUCUGCUGUCAGAUCCCAGCCCUGUUGCUAUGAUUUCCAACCAUUCAGGUCCAAGAAUUAAGUCUUCCCCAAGUAAACAUUUUAUUCGCGACACAAACCAGCAGAUUCUAGUCCUGGAAGGCAGCACCCUCGUGGCGGUUCCAGACAAGCGCUGCAAACGUGGAGAGACCUUUUAUGUGUCAACUUUACCCGUAAGAAGUCCUGUAAGAAGUACCAGGAGCUCAAAGGCAAAUGGGAUUGCUUUGGCUGUAUCUAAGGGAGAACGCUAUCUCUGCUGUGACAGAGUCAAAAAACCCAAGUGUCCCUCAUUAAAAUUAAAGAAAAUUAAAGACCUGAAGUCCCUAAAACCUGAGAAGCUCCUGCCCUUGACCUUUCUGAAGGAAAAGGCUGGCUCCUACUUCACACUGGAGUCAGCUGCCAAUCCAGGGUACUUUAUCUACACCAGCAGCAAACCCAGGCAGCCCGUAGGAGUGACGAAGGAGCUGGGGAAACAGAAAAAUACCCAAUUUGAAUUUGUAAAUGCGAAUGUGGAUCUAAGUGAAAUCGAAGACUAAAAACACAAUAGGCCAGUGGCCAGACCAACUAUGGCAGCAGAAUUUGGUCUCAGCCUGACACCAAUCAACAAGUAGGAAUAACUUCUCUUUAUAAAUGCUACCUUCAAUGAG
Peromyscus leucopus (white-footed mouse) is the source of this 1019-nucleotide messenger RNA. RefSeq names its product interleukin-37-like. The record is from RefSeq and is a predicted model, not a curated record. The transcript is spliced from 6 exons. Lineage: Eukaryota; Metazoa; Chordata; Mammalia; Rodentia; Cricetidae. Gene Ontology annotation, molecular function: cytokine activity. Gene Ontology annotation, biological process: cytokine-mediated signaling pathway; positive regulation of gene expression; cellular response to lipopolysaccharide. Gene Ontology annotation, cellular component: nucleoplasm. Bases 279 to 908 code for a protein of 209 amino acids.